Guillardia theta CCMP2712 is the source of this 585-nucleotide messenger RNA. RefSeq lists its product as hypothetical. The coding region runs from base 1 to 585 and encodes 194 amino acids. Gene Ontology annotation, molecular function: RNA binding; double-stranded DNA binding. The record is from RefSeq and is a predicted model, not a curated record. Gene Ontology annotation, cellular component: transcription export complex 2. Lineage: Eukaryota; Cryptophyceae; Pyrenomonadales; Geminigeraceae. The transcript is spliced from 6 exons. Gene Ontology annotation, biological process: poly(A)+ mRNA export from nucleus; transcription elongation by RNA polymerase II; post-transcriptional tethering of RNA polymerase II gene DNA at nuclear periphery.
AUGUACGCGUGUUCGAAAAGGUGUCCCGUCCUCGUCCUCGUCCUCGUCCUCGUCCUCGUUCUCGUCCUCGUCCUCGUCCUCGUCCUCGUCCUCGUCCUCGUCCUCGUCCUCGUCCUCGUCCUCGUCCUCGUCCUCGUCCUCGUCCUCGUCCUCGUCCUCGUCCUCGUCCUCGUUCUUCUCCUCUUGCUGGUGGUGGUGGUGGUGGUGGUGGUGGUGGUGGUGGUGGUGGUGAAUCUCCGGGACCACGAAGAUCUUUAUGUGAAGAAGGAGAUCUAUCUUCCUCUCACCAAAUUGCGAAUGCUUCUCUACCGCAACCUCCUCAAGCGAGCCCAUCUUGUCAUCCAGCGAGUGAGAGGAACAAGCUCAAGGAUUCUUCUAGCUGACAUCUGCCAAGUAGUCAAUGCAGGAGGAUGGAAUGUGGACGAGGAGGAGCUCGAGUGUAUCCUAUCCCUGCUCAUCAAGAGCGGGAAAGUCAAGGGCAAGCUUGACCCUACCAGGGAUGGGAUGAAGGAGGACGGGAAGGAGGACGGGAAGGAGGACGGGAAUGAGGACGGGAAGGAGGGCAAGGCAGAAAGGAGGAAUUGA